Manihot esculenta (cassava) is the source of this 1514-nucleotide messenger RNA. RefSeq names its product double-stranded RNA-binding protein 4. Gene Ontology annotation, molecular function: double-stranded RNA binding; ribonuclease III activity. Gene Ontology annotation, biological process: rRNA processing; regulation of gene expression. Bases 400 to 1305 code for a protein of 301 amino acids. The record is from RefSeq and is a predicted model, not a curated record. The transcript is spliced from 6 exons. Lineage: Eukaryota; Viridiplantae; Streptophyta; Magnoliopsida; Malpighiales; Euphorbiaceae. Gene Ontology annotation, cellular component: nucleus.
GAAUAAAAUAUCAAAAAUUACCCAAACCUCCCUCUACAACACAUUUACUCACUGUUGAGAACCUGGAACUGGAAACGCACACCCGCCGCCCCGCCAUUUCCUUUGCCACUGCGUGGCGCUGCUGCUCUUUCUCAGUCCCGUAGGUGUCUUGCCGCUGUAGCCCUUUCAUCGCAGCUCUGCUCUCUCGAUUCUGCUCCUGUCUCGGCGCUUCCGCCCCUCCUCCGUCGCCGCUGCUUCUGUAUCUUACGGUCCCGACGCAGCUCCAACUCUUGAAUACACCUCCAUCUCAACAUACGCCAGCUCCCUCUCCUGCUUCGUCUUCGAUUUGGCAUCCGACUUAAAGUACUGCAGUUCAUACCAUCUCUUUGUAUUCAGUCACAUAAAGGCAUUUCUGAGUAUAUGAUGCAUAAGAAUAGAUUACAAGAGUAUACACAAAGAUCAUCCUUGCAACUUCCAAUAUAUUCUACCAUCAAUGAAGGGUAUCAACAUGCACCAAAGUUUAGAUCAACUGUGUUGGUGGAUGGAGUGCAAUACACUUCUCCGAACACUUUUUUGCAUAGGAAGGAAGCAGAACAAGAUGUUGCAAGACUUGCAUUUUCAUGCAUAGUUAAAAAGAUAAAGGAUGAAGGAUGCCCACUUGUUCGUGAGGAUACAGUGUUUUGUAAGUCCAUCUUAAAUGAAUUUGCUAGUAAGAUGCAACUGCAAAAGCCUACAUACAACACUUGGCAACCACAAGGGCUGCUUCCAGUUUUUUUAUCUUCUUUGAUUUUUAAUGGCUUAACUUAUACUGGUGAGAUUGGUAGAACCAAGAAAGAGGCUGAACAAUUGGCAGCCCGUGCUGUAAUUCUCUCUCUUAUGGGGAGUUCUGAGUUGGGGACAAUUAUUUCUGAAAUUGUGAAGUCUAAAGGCAAAUUAUAUGCUGCAUUGCAUAAACUUAAGGACUCAAACCAUACCCAAGGUGGCAUUGUACCUAUCUUGAGUGAGGGUAAAGAAGAUGGAGCUGUCACAGUUAGUAAUAAUGUGAAAAGUGUGAUUCCACAGGCAGUUUCAGUGAUGCAUCCUCCCCACCAUGAAUUUGUCAUACCAAAACUAGAACCAGUACCAGUACCAACCUGUGAACCAAAUGAACUUCCAGUUGCAUUUGUGCGUCCAGUUAUAGGACAAUCUUUGGAUGCUGGUUCUAGUUCUGGGAAAAAACGGAAAAAGAACAAGAAAAAGGCCAACAAGAAAGUUCGAACUGAAUCCAAGUCAGCCAUUGCUGCAAUGCCUUUGAGUCAAGCCUCACCUCAUCCAGUAGCUUCGUGAAAAGCCCACACUUCUAUGGUUUUGUUGGCUGUAGCUGAAACCUCUCUUGGAUAUUUGUAGUUAAAUCUCUCCUUGUGUGUGUUUUGUUCUUUUGUGCUAAAAAUUGACAAAGUCUGAUGUGGAUGGAAUCCUAACGAUGUAUGGACAUGAGCAAAAUUUUAACCAUGUAAGUUUUUCUUUGAUUUUUAAUGUAUUGUUCAUCAAAAUUA